Messenger RNA from Phascolarctos cinereus (koala), 3790 nucleotides. The record is from RefSeq and is a predicted model, not a curated record. NCBI's taxonomy places the organism in Eukaryota, Metazoa, Chordata, Mammalia, Diprotodontia, Phascolarctidae.
UUCCUCUUCUGAGGAUGGUCCCCCCUCUCUCUUCACACAAGGGCUUCCUGUUUCAUCUUCCUCUUUGCCCUCAGCCUCACACAUCUGGCCAGAGGGAGCCAUGGUGUUCAGGGAGUGACACAGCGUCCCAGCAGAACCUGGCUCUCUCCUGUCUCAUAAAUGCUGCAGCUGCUACUGCUGCUGCUGCCCCUGCUGUGGGAGGGGUCCCUGUCCCAGAUACUGGAGCUGCAGCCCUCGGUGACGGUGCAGGCAGGGAUGUGUGCCCAUGUCCCCUGCACCUUCCAUCGCUCAGGAGGAUUAUUCUCUUACCACUACGGAGUUCAUGGCUACUGGUUCAGAGAAGGGACUCAUGUUUUAUAUGGCAGACCCGUGGCUACCAAUGACCCAUCUCGGGAGGUGGAGGAUGAAGCUGAGGGGAGAUUCCAUCUCCUUGGGGAUCCCAGGAUGAACAAUUGUUCUCUAAGCAUCACAGAUGCCCGGUUCUCAGACACAGGGAAAUACUUCUUCCGAUUUCACUCUGGAUAUGAUAAAUACAGUUACCUCAAGAAUCUACUCUAUGUGAAUGUGACAGACUUGAUCCAGAAACCAGACAUCUCUAUGCCAGAGAUGCUAGAGUCGGGGAACCUAGUGACUGUGAACUGCACAUUUCCUUGGGCCUGUGGGGAAAACAGGCCCUUCAAAUUCUCCUGGAGUGGUGCCGCCCUCUCCUCCAAGACACAAAGCUCUUGGGCAUCCCACUCCUCAGAGGCCUCUUCAUCCUGAACCCAGCAUCAUGGCACCAACCUCACCUGUCAGGUGACCCUUCCUGGAGGCCGUCUGAGCACAGAGAGAACCGUCCAACUCAACGUGUCCUAUGCUGUGCAGAAUGUGACCAUCACCGUGGCCCAGGACAACAGGACAACAGUUUUCAUCCCAGGAAACAGCUCAGAUCUUGUGGUGCAGGAGGGACAGUCCCUUCGCCUGCUCUGUGCUGCCAACAGCAAUCCCCCAGCCACACUGAGCUGGCUCCUGGGGGACCAAACCCUGGCCUCUUCCCAGCCUUCACAGAAUGGAGUCCUGCACCUGGAUCUGCCCCACCUAGGGCCAGCAGAUGGAGGGAAUUACACCUGCCUUGCUCAGCAUCCUCUGGGCUCCAAGCAGGCCUCCCUAAAUGUCUCUGUGCAGUACCUCCCAAGGAUGCUCAGCCCUUCUUGCUCCUGGGUCAAGGAGGGCUUGUUCUGUACCUGUUCUGUCCAAGCAGAGCCAGCCCCCUCUUUGAGCUGGUGGGUAGGGGGGAAGCCUGUGGAGGGCAGUGGUAGGAGUGACACCUUCCAGGUGAUAUCAAACAGAUCUGGGCCCUGGGCCAACAGCAGCCUGAGUGUGAAGGUGGAGCCAGGCCAUAACAUCAGUCCCUACUGUGAGGUGAGGAUCCACCACAGGGAGGACAGUCUCAGUGUCUGCUUGAUGCCAGCCUUCUCUGCCCAGGAGAACAGCUCUUGGCCCCUCAUGCUCACACUGCUCCGGGGAGCCCUCAUGGGGGCCGGCUUUCUGCUCACCUAUGGCCUCACCUGGCUCUAUUACACCCGUGAUGUCCUUGUUUUCAACAACACCAAGCACCCUUCAAAACCAGACCCUUCUGGCAAGUAUACCCCAGACUUGCAUCCCCGUGGACAUCAAAAGGAGGACUAUGGGCUGUCUUGGAACCCAAAUCUCAGUGGCCACUUCUUUAGUGCAUCAGAUGACCAUAAUAUCUGCUCGUGGGACAUCAGUGCAGUUCCAAAGGAAGAUAAAGCAGUGGAUGCAAAGACCAUAUUCAUAGGUCACACAGCAGUAGUCAAAGAUGUUUCUUGGCACCUGCUCUAUGAAUCUCUCUUUGGAUCAGGUUCUGAUGAUCAGAAGCUUAUGAUCUGGGACAAAUGGGCGAGCAGUACUUCCAAACCGGGCCACUCAGUGGAUGCCCACACUGCCAAAGUAAAUUGUCUGUCUUUCAGUCCUUAUAGUGAGCUCAUUCUUGCCACAGGAUCAGCUGACAAGAGAAUUGCACUGUGGAAUCUUAGACAUCUGAAACUGAAGCUGAAUUCCUUUGAGUCCUAUAAGGAUGAAAUGUUCCAGCUGCUACUGCUGCUGCUGCCCCUGCUGUGGGAGGGGUCCCUGUCCCAGAUACUGGAGCUGCAGCCCUCGGUGACGGUGCAGGCAGGGAUGUGUGCCCAUGUCCCUGCACCUUCCAUCGCUCAGGAGGAUUAUUCUCUUACCACUACGGAGUUCAUGGAUGAACAAUUGUUCUCUAAGCAUCACAGAUGCCCGUUCUCAGACACAGGGAAAUACUUCUUCCGAUUUCACUCUGGAUAUGAUAAAUACAGUUACCUCAAGAAUCUACUCUAUGUGAAUGUGACAGACUUGAUCCAGAAACCAGACAUCUCUAUGCCAGAGAUGCUAGAGUCGGGGAACCUAGUGACUGUGAACUGCACAUUUCCUUGGGCCUGUGGGGAAAACAGGCCCUUCAAAUUCUCCUGGAGUGGUGCCGCCCUCUCCUCCAAGACACAAAGCUCUUGGGCAUCCCACUCCUCAGAGGCCUCCUUCAUCCCUGAACCCCAGCAUCAUGGCACCAACCUCACCUGUCAGGUGACCCUUCCUGGAGGCCGUCUGAGCACAGAGAGAACCGUCCAACUCAACGUGUCCUAUGCUGUGCAGAAUGUGACCAUCACCGUGGCCCAGGACAACAGGACAACAGUUUUCAUCCCAGGAAACAGCUCAGAUCUUGUGGUGCAGGAGGGACAGUCCCUUCGCCUGCUCUGUGCUGCCAACAGCAAUCCCCCAGCCACACUGAGCUGGCUCCUGGGGGACCAAACCCUGGCCUCUUCCCAGCCUUCACAGAAUGGAGUCCUGCACCUGGAUCUGCCCCACCUAGGGCCAGCAGAUGGAGGGAAUUACACCUGCCUUGCUCAGCAUCCUCUGGGCUCCAAGCAGGCCUCCCUAAAUGUCUCUGUGCAGUACCCCCCAAGGAUACUCAGCCCUUCUUGCUCCUGUCAGGAAGGCUUGUUCUGUACCUGUUCUGUCCAAGCAGAGCCAGCCCCCUCUUUGAGCUGGUGGGUAGGGGGGAAGCCUGUGGAGGGCAGUGGUAGCAGUGAUACCUUCCAGGUGAUAUCAAACAGAUCUGGGCCCUGGGACAACAGCAGCCUGAGUGUGAAGGUGGACAGGGUCCCCAGCAUCAAUAUCAGCUGUGAGGGGAAGAACCCACAGGGGACCCACACCUUCCUGUUCCAGCUGAUGCCAGAUGGGUCCUCUCCUUCUCAUGUAUUCCAAAAUGGUGUGAUCCUGGGUGCCCUCUGCGGAGCUGGUACAGCAAGUCUGCUAGCCCUCUGCUUCCUCCUUCUGGUAAAGAUGCUCAGGAAGAAGUCAGUGGCAGCAGCAGCAGCAGCAGCAUCCAGGGGGGCAGCACAGGAUCCCAAGACGCCGUCCUGGGUGGACCAGUCCCUGCAUCCCAUUUCACCAGGUCCAGACACAGCUCCAGCUCCAGUAGCCCCAGAGGAUAGACCAGAUGACUUACAUUAUGCCUGCCUCAACUUCCAAGGAGUGAAACCAAGAGAAGACUGUGGACCCACUGACGCCCUCACCGAGUACUCAGAGAUUAAGUUCCAAUGAGCAACUGUUGAGGCCUCAGCCUGGGUUCUACACUGGACGGUCUGCAAGGCAGUUCCACCCCUCCAUAACAUGAAUUAAAAACCUGCUGCUGAGAGAUGUGGAUAAGAUACAUUCCUCAUAUUCAUGGAACUUUCAGUCUAGUAAAGAGAGAAAGCAUAUUUUCACAUUA